Messenger RNA from Verruconis gallopava, 1477 nucleotides. RefSeq lists its product as uncharacterized. The record is from RefSeq and is a predicted model, not a curated record. The transcript has a single exon. Lineage: Eukaryota; Fungi; Ascomycota; Dothideomycetes; Venturiales; Sympoventuriaceae. Bases 402 to 1088 code for a protein of 228 amino acids.
AGACACUCCACAUAAAUUCUGUAGGUCCAAGUUUGGGCUCUGACCUCCAGUCCCUGCGUCGGACGGACAACACAUCACCACGUCAAGAUUUCUCCUCAUUAUGGGCAGUUUCUCGUCCCAUCUCACAGAGUAGGACCUCCGCUUCUCACAAGAGUGUCCGAAUGCUUCACUGAGUUGCUAAUUGAUCGGUCGAUUUAAUCCUUCUGCUUGGCGGCACGCGAAUGCGCAUGGCAAAAUAUGAUGCGUCUUAAAACGUGGGUGUUUCUUGACCCAAGUUUACGGUUGCUUUGACAUCACCUAAGCCGGUCUAUUCUCGACUUCUGUGCCCAGGCUUUCUGGCCCAUCUACUAGAACUCAUAUAUUGCCCUGUAAUUCGUGCUGUUGUCGUCGCCGUUGUGCUCAUGUCUAGCCUGGCGAAUCGUUCAAUUCGAGAGCCGCGCUCCCGCCUGGCCGUGGGCGCGAGCAGCAGCAAAAAGCCUUCGGGCAGUUCCUCAUUCAUGUCAUCGUCGCCACUUCGAGCCAGGGGCUCCCAUGGCACAGAGACGUUGUGUCUGCCGGACCGCCCAGCCGAAGAACAGCAGCGCAUACACAAAGCGUCCAUCAUGCGCGAGGAGAACGAGCUGCUUAUCUGGACCAGUCUCGACCGUAACGAGUCGAUUCCCCAGACAAAACUUCACUACGAGCGCGACAUGCUGUUCAUUGACUCGGAUCCCGAAGAAUCUCAGGACAUGUGCCCCGACGAUGACGAAUCUGGCGGUAGCGGUAGCGUGGAGUGGGAAGAGUCUCUAGACUGGGACGAGGAAGAUCACCAGCGUAUGAGGCCAGGAGUGGUGUUUGGCCCCGACGGAUGGUGGGAUCCCAAGGUCCACAAGAGUGCCCACGACAGACUUGAGCAAGAGAAGGAAAUGAAAGCGAGAGAGCGGUUGUGGAGUGAAAGGAUCAAGGAAGACGAUGGUUCACCCGCCCUGAGCCCCAGAAACAGACGAAAGAGCUCGGGUUUCAGCGGUAGCAGCAGUCCUGGUGGGAUGCCGGUUCAUAGGCGAGCGUCGGGCGGAAAAAGAGCUUUUGGGAUGCUAGGCAGCUCCUAGAGACGGCGUGCGAAGGUCUCGCACAGGGCAGCGGACCGCUCGAUCCGGUUGUCAUCUGGAAUCAUCACUGCAAGAAGGCAUGUUGUCAAGGCACAUGGUCAGGUUGGUGAUUGAUCGAUGCAUCCGGCCUUCGUCAUGACGGGCCCGAAUAUUUAGAUCUAUUUCCUGAUUCAAUUCUAACGUAGACCAUCAUUGCAGAAAACCGGCGGCAAAAAUCAGUGUAGCUUCAGGGCAGCAGCAGACGCCCUCGCACUCGCCUCCGCCAGCUCCUGCUCGCUGGGCAUGUUCACGAUAAGAAGAUAAGCUACGUUCUCUUGCAGCGCCUUCCUUAUGAUCCCGCCUUGCCCGCGUUGCUUGACAGGCCUUCCCCUUCGCAGGGCUCGCAGUUC